UUUAAAAAAAAAAAAAGAUCUAGAGUGACUCUCACAGUGGUUCUGUCUUUUGUGUUUGUGUGGGUACCACUGGGUACAUCCCACACAAUAUAAAAAAUUUAAUAAAUUAAACAAAUAAAUGUUUUUAAUCAUUUUAAAUUAAAAUACAAAUAAAUCAACAAAACAAUUAAAAUAUCAAAAUGGCUAUUAUGAAGAUACUCCUACGACCAGAAAUUAGAAGAUUAACUGGAGUUAGAAGUCUAAGUCAAAAUUGUACAAAGCCAAAAUUUGGUUUAAUAUUUGAUAUUGAUGGUGUUAUUGUACGUGGUAAAAGUGUAUUACCACCAGUACCAAAUGCCUUUAAACGUUUACUUGAUGACAAUGGAAAAUUUCGUAUACCAACUGUUUUUGUAACAAACAGUGGUAAUGCAUUGCGUUCUGAAAAAGCCAAAGAUUUAUCUGAAUGGAUUGGAUAUGAAAUAACAGAGGAUCAAGUUGUAAUGGCACAUUCACCAUUAACAAUGUUUAAACAAUUUCAUAAAAAACGUGUACUUAUAUCUGGUCAAGGUAAAGUACGUGAAAUAGCCAAAGAAUUAGGUUUUCAUAAUACAGUUACAAUGGAUGAGUUGAUAAAAAAUUUUCCAAGUUUAGACUAUGUUAAUAAAGAUCGUAGAGAUCCAACAUGUGGACCAAUUGAUAAAAAUUUUUCUAAUAUUGAAGGUAUUGUUAUGUUUAGUGAACCAGUAACAUGGGAACAACCAUUACAAUUAAUGGUUGAUUUAUUAAUGACAAAUGGUAUGCCAACAAAUUUACCAUCAAUAAUACCAUAUCCACAUAUACCAAUACUUGCAUGUAAUAUGGACUUGUUAUGGGUAUCUGAAGCACCAAUACCACGUUAUGGACAUGGUGCAUAUCUUGCAUGUCUUGAAGCAUUGUAUAGAAAAGUUACUGGUAAUGAUUUAAUUUAUACAGCAUUAAUUGGUAAACCAAGUGAAAUAACAUAUUAUCAUGCUAAUCAUAUGAUUAUGAAACAUGCUAAAACAAUUGGUAUUGAUCAUAAUAUUGAUACAAUUUAUGCUGUUGGUGAUAAUAUUAAUACAGAUAUAUUUGGUGCUAAUUUAUAUGAUAAAUAUCUUGCUAGAUAUUCAAAAGGAAAAGAAACAAAAUCACGUGGUAUGGAAUCAAUUUUAGGAAAUGAUCUUCAAUCACCAAAUGUUAAAGCUUGUAUUAGUAUUCUUGUUGAAACUGGUGUUCAUAGACGUGACUCGGAAUUUAUAUCAGAACAUUGUCCACGUGAUUUUCUUCCACUUGAAGAGGCAUUGUGUCGACCAGCUUUUGUUGUUAAAGAUGUUGCUCGAGCUAUUGAUCUUGCUCUUAAAGAAGAAAAUAUUGAGUAAAAUUUAUUUUACAUCAAUUAGAUAAAUAAUUCGUUGACAAAAAUAAUGUAGCUUAAUAAUUUUGUUUUUUUUUUUUUUUUUGUAAUAAAACGCAGCACAAAUUAAAUAAUUGAAAAAAAAAAAUUAAUAUUAUUAAAUAAAUAGUGAUCUAGUCGAUAAAAUUAAUCGACAAAAUUUGUUGCUUGCCAUUGAUAACGAAAUAUAUUAAUAGCAAUAAAAAAUGUGUAUUUUUUUUUUUAUUAACAAUUUUUUUUUUUUUUUUUUCUUGUUAUUAGUAUUGAAAUUAAAAUUAGAUAAUCAAUUUUAUUUUGAAAAAUAUACAAAAUAGAAAAUAUAUUUUUUUAUAAUAAAUUGAAAUAUUAAUUGUAAAAUAUUUGUACAUUGAAUUGAUUAUAAAGACAAUAGUAAUUUGUUAAAAGUAAAAAUUAAUCUGUCAUUAAAUAAAAAGAGAAAAUGAAAAAUUAUUAUCAGUCAUUAAUUAUUAUUUAAUAAGCCACUUGAAUUUUAAAUAAUUAAAAAUUAAAAUUUAAUAAAUUAUUAACAUUUUAAUUUUUCUUUUUUUUAUUAUUAAUACUUAAAAAUAUUAAACAAAUUAAUUUUGCAAAGUUUUAAAAUCAAAGUUCAUUAAUUUAAUUGCUCAUUAACAAAACAAAAAAAAAAAAAAAA
Aphidius gifuensis is the source of this 2042-nucleotide messenger RNA. Its product is annotated as haloacid dehalogenase-like hydrolase domain-containing 5. NCBI's taxonomy places the organism in Eukaryota, Metazoa, Arthropoda, Insecta, Hymenoptera, Braconidae. The record is from RefSeq and is a predicted model, not a curated record. Gene Ontology annotation, cellular component: mitochondrion. The transcript is spliced from 3 exons. Bases 180 to 1376 code for a protein of 398 amino acids. Gene Ontology annotation, biological process: glycerophospholipid biosynthetic process.